AUGGGUAAUUAAACCUCUUAUGUAAAUGAAUAAGUGAUCUCAAUGGAUGGCAAAUUAGAGGAUAAUUUAGAAUGCAUUGGAUCGAAGUAGCACAAAUAUUUAGGAUAGAUUUAAUUAUGGAGGAGAGAUUCUAAAAGCAAUCCCACAAUCUUCUCGAAACAAUCUCACAGUGGAUAACGACAUGAUAUCAACACAAAUGAACAUAAUGAUAGAAAAAAAGUGAAUCACCCAAAUAUUCUACAAUAUUAUGGCUGCUAAUCCAAUUAUUUAACAUUUAAAGGUAAUAUCCUUUAAACCAAAUUCUUUUUUGAAUAUGUUCCAAACACUUUAGAUAAUGUUAUCAGUUUUCAUAAGAAGAAUUGUAGUUAUCUGGAGGAAUCUGAAAUUUGGAAAAUAAUUCAACAGAUAGUUUCUGCUUGUUCAUUUUUACAAAAAUUAGAUUUAUUUCAUGGAGAUUUGAAUCCAUAAACAAUCUUUAUUGAUAAUUCCAAAUAAGUUAAAAUAUUGUAUCAUAAUGCUUAUCCAGAAAUAAUUACAUCUUAUGCUAAAUUAUUAGCCUACUCUGAUGCCAGUGUUUACAUAUCACCAGAAUAAAUGGAUUCUUUGGCUACCCAAUCAGUGGAUCCAACAGACGACCCGUUGAAAACAGAUUCAUUUUAAUUUGGACUCACCUUACUAGAAUUAAUGACCAUGACCUCAAUUUUGGAAGAUUGUAUAGAUUACCAAAGAAAGACUAUUUAUUUUAAAUCAAUAAUGGAUCUGUUGUCAUCCGCAAGAAAGAGAUAUUCCUAACAGUUGAUCGAUUUUGUGUAAAGAUUGAUAACAUUUGAUGAAUAAUCAAGACCAAAACUAUCUGAUUUCCUUUAUGAUACAAAUCUGUAAUCAUAGCAAGGCAGCAGUUUCUUACCCUAAUCCAAAAUACGAAGAUAUACAUCUCCUCCUAAAUAACCUGAAAGGACUAACUCUCCACCACCUGACAUGGGAUGGAGUAGCAAAUCUCCAGUGUAAAGAGAUCUAUCAAACCAAUCAUAAUUUAGGACUCCUUUAUAAAGAAGUGUCUCUCCUAUUUUGGAUAGAUCUAACAAGUAUCUAAAUCUUGCUCAGAGCAGAAAUACAACAGCUUUAAGUUUGUUUCAUAAGAGUCCAAAUAAACCACCAAUAUUGAUUUAAAGUCAAACUCCUAUCAAAAAUGAAAGAGGAAGAAAACUUAAUACUGUAACGGAUAAUUCUAGAAAUGUUCUGGUGAUAAGCAGAAGUCCAAUAUAAAACUAAUCCAGAAAAACAUCAGCUCAUCAACCAGCUUUAACAUUUGUUACUCCUAAGCAUUAUACUAACCUUCAGCCAUUAUAACAAGAAUAUUAUUCUGAAGCUGUUAAUUAGAAAUAAUUUAAUCAGUAACAAUACUUUUCUUAAACUCUCUAACAUUAUGUUCAACCUUAUUACAACAAUUAAGAAAACUUUAAUAAUACCUUGCCAAAACCCCAAAAUACUUUGUCCUAACCUUAAUAAUAACAUUCCAUAUCAUAACAACAGCCUUAAUCUGCAAAUGCACUCAGUAAAACGCCAUAAAAAGUACCAUCAAAGGGUAUAAAUUUACUAUCCCCAUUAUAAAGUAUUAAUAAAUGA
Molecule: messenger RNA, 1626 nt
Organism: Paramecium tetraurelia
Lineage: Eukaryota; Ciliophora; Oligohymenophorea; Peniculida; Parameciidae
Exons: 5
Biological process (GO): protein phosphorylation
Molecular function (GO): protein kinase activity; ATP binding
Source: RefSeq, a predicted model, not a curated record